This is a messenger RNA of Melitaea cinxia (Glanville fritillary), 1020 nucleotides long. RefSeq names its product sodium channel protein Nach-like. Gene Ontology annotation, cellular component: membrane. Gene Ontology annotation, molecular function: ligand-gated sodium channel activity. The coding region runs from base 1 to 1020 and encodes 339 amino acids. NCBI's taxonomy places the organism in Eukaryota, Metazoa, Arthropoda, Insecta, Lepidoptera, Nymphalidae. The transcript is spliced from 9 exons. Gene Ontology annotation, biological process: sodium ion transmembrane transport. The record is from RefSeq and is a predicted model, not a curated record.
AUGGAGGAGGUUCACCAGAAAUGCGAAGACCUUUUACUAUACUGCACGUUCAACAAUAAGAAAAAGAACUGCAACGAGAUUUUUAAUCUGAUAAAAACGACUGAAGGUCAUUGCUGUGCUUUCAACUAUGCUGCGCUUAAUGAUGGAAAUAUAGAUGAAAUUUCCUCUGAUGAAGACAUCGAAUACUACAUAGACCCAAGCAGUAACCUCAAAUCUAGUGGUAUAUUUGUCACUUCGGAGUCUGGCAGAGGAUCAGGUCUAAGUGUUGUUUUCACUGUAGAACCGAAUGAUUACCCUAAAUGGUCUUUGACACCAUACAAUGGAGCUAAGAUCCUUUUAAGCGAUCCAACCGACUACCCAGAAGUGACAGUUUUGUACAAAUACUUGGUGAUAGGACAGUCACUAGACAUCAAGGUGGAACUGAAGAUAUUUCAAAGUGACGAUUCCAUUCGUGUAAUACCGUUAAAGAAGAGGAAUUGUGUGUUCCACGGUGAAUUUUCUCUCCAACACACAGAUAGAUUUAGCAGCGAGACUUGUAAAACGGAAUGUAAAAUGAAGAAUUACGUAGAAAAGUGUGGAUGCGUUCCAUAUAAAUAUCCCAAAGAUAAGGCGUCACGAAUUUGCGAUUUUGAAGAUUUAAAGUGCUUAUACAAUUUGCGGGCUUAUACAAUAGAUUGGGAGACAGAAUGUACACCAGUAUGUUACAUAGAAUGUCAAGACAAGAGGUACAGCAUUACCAGUGACGUCAUGCCGUUACUACCUGAUUUUUAUCCAACGAAUGUAACAAACGGCCGUAACGUCAGUGAGCUGUCCGCUUUGCAAGUAUACUUCGCAAAAUCGACUUGCAAUUGUUUUAAUAACAUGCUUCUUAUUGACUUUAAUUACUUCAUCGCUACCUACGGCGGUGUUUUCUCGCUUAGCUUUGGUGUUUCAAUCUUAACAUUAUUUGAGGGGAUUUAUUUACUGAUGUCUUAUUUGAUACAAAUGUUCUGGAGUAAUGCGACAAGUACGAGUAAAUAA